UAAAUCCCUGAUCAAUAAAGUGUCAACGAAACACAGAUUCUGAAAAUGUUACAGAUUGAACUGAGUAAUUUGUUGUUGGAAAAAACAAUCAGAGAGUGCCUUAGCACAGAAAUAGAAAGCUUAAAAGGUAUCCAAAGAACCUUCACUGACUUCGACUUCACAACCUAUCAAGUCUCCAACUCGACAGCUAAACACUUGGUAGUUGUUUCAAUUUACGUUAAAUGUUGGCUGGAUUUAGUCAACUAUGGCGUUGAGGAAUACUUAGAAGCAAAAUAUGCCAAGUUCAACAAGGUGUUACAAAAGAUUGAAACUGAAGCUGGUUACGACUUUUCAUUUGUGUUGGACUUGAGUGUAGCACAGAAAGAAGAUGUCGAGUUCAAAGAGGAAUUAGUCUCCGAACUUGCAAACUUAAAGAGAAACUCUAUUGCAGCCCCUUUUGAAAAAGCGUUUAGCAGAUACGAUGAGUUGGCCGAAACAUAUGCCAAUUCCAAUGUUUAUUCUGAGGAGGUUAAACAAGAAUUGGAAAAUGAAUCAAUUUUGACUAUCAACUACAGAGGGUUGGAUGAAAGUAUUUACAUCAAACCGUCUUUCGAUAGAGUCACUGUCAUCUUUUCAACGAUUUUCAAGGAUGAAACUGACAAGAUCUUUGGUAGAGUGUUUUUGCAAGAAUUUGUUGAUGCCAGAAGAAGAACGGUUCAAACUGCUCCACAAGUAUUGUACUCCCACAUUGAGCCCCCUCUUGAUAUAAGGAAUGUAAUUCAAGGACGUGCUGAUGACAAUAAAGGGUAUGUUACAUUUGUCCUCUUCCCUAGGCAUCUAGUCAAAGGUGAUAGAAGACAGAAUUGCAUUUCUCACAUUCAGUUCUUCAGAAACUAUUUCCACUACCACAUCAAGUGUGCCAAAGCCUACAUGCAUUCACGAAUGAGAUUUAGAGUCAAGGAGUUCUUGAAAGUUUUGAAUAGGGCCAAGCCUGAAAACGUUGAUGAUGAAGGAAAGUUGAUUGAAAAUAGAAAAACAGCCAGUGGAAGAAGAUUUGAAGUCGGUAGAGGUUGAAAUGAAAUCCUUAUUCUAUAUAUACAUUAUAUGUGAAGCUAGUUAUUUACAAAAUUUAAAGGUAUAACCACCAAUCACUGUUGAGGUUUCUUUACUCCAUACUUUGAUCUAGAAGUAGCCCUAUUCGCUACACCAUUUAAAUCGUAUGCUCCUCUCACAAGCUUAUAGUUCACUCCUGGUAAAUCUUGAACCUUUCCGCCUCUCACCAACACAACAUGAUGCUCUUGUAAAUUAUGUCCUUCUCCCGGUAUUAAAGCUGUAAUAACAUUCCCAUUAGUCAAUCUUACUCUGCAACAUUUUCUUUGAGCCGAGUUAGGUUUCUUUGGUUUCACAAUCAUCACUCUCAACACAACCCCUUUCUUGAAUGGGUUUCCCUGUAAGUGAGGAGCUCCUGGAAUAUAUGGUUUAUUUGGUAUGCCUUGUUUUCCACUCUUAAUCUGGUUUAAGGUGGCAUACCUUUUCUGGUAGUUGAAGGCUUGUGGAAUAAGGGAAGUUUGAAUACCGACGUUUUGCUUUAUGCUAGAAACGUAGUUCGUGGACAGUAAUGCAGGUUUAACCACCUUUAUACCGCUUAUUAAAGAUCUGAACAUAUUAAAGUCGGCCUUGACCAAGAUG
Molecule: messenger RNA, 1668 nt
Organism: Yamadazyma tenuis ATCC 10573
Lineage: Eukaryota; Fungi; Ascomycota; Pichiomycetes; Serinales; Debaryomycetaceae
Source: RefSeq, a predicted model, not a curated record